This is a messenger RNA of Microtus ochrogaster (prairie vole), 1554 nucleotides long. RefSeq names its product dendrocyte expressed seven transmembrane protein (gene Dcstamp). Lineage: Eukaryota; Metazoa; Chordata; Mammalia; Rodentia; Cricetidae. The transcript has 5 exons. Gene Ontology annotation, cellular component: endoplasmic reticulum membrane; cell surface. Bases 1 to 1554 code for a protein of 517 amino acids. The record is from RefSeq and is a predicted model, not a curated record.
AUGGCUACUCUCACCCCCAGGCACCCUGUGUACUCCAGCUCAGAAAAGGUUAUUGGUGUAGAUGCGCAUUUCUGUCAGCCCCCGCCCUACACACCCAGGCCAGGACUCCGAGCUUCAAGACUGAUGAAGCUGUGGGAGGCAGAAAGUCAGCUGUCUGCCUAUGGUGUGAAGGACCCAAGGAAGCGGUUUGGGACUGCCGCCUGGCUAUCUCAGGGAAGGCUGCCCAGGGAUGUCCUGCUGAAGGCACAGUGUGUGCAGAUCUACCUGGCUUGGGAAGGGUGGAUCUCGGUGGCCUGGUACACGGGGAGGAAGAGGCUCUGGACCCUGGGAACUAGCAUCUCCCUAAGGCUUUGGCGGACAUAUGUAUUCCCAGGAAGUACAGGCUGGAUGGACUUCAUCCAACAUUUGGGAGUUUGCUGCUUUGUGGCCUUCCUUGCAGUGAGCCUCCUCUCAGCAGCCUUCUAUUGGGUCCUGCCCUCAGUCGCCGUGCUGGCCGCUGUGUGGGCCAGCACCUGUGUCUUCCUGUGCUGUUCCAAGCAUGCCCGCUGUUUCCUGCUUCUCGUCUUCCUCUCCUGCGGCCUCCGGGAAGGCAGGAACGCUUUGAUUGCGGCUGGCACAGGGAUGGUGAUCUUGGGACAUGUGGAAAAUAUGUUUUAUAACUUCAGAGGUCUCCUAGACAGUAUGACUUGCAACCUAAGGGCAAAGAGCUUUGCAAUCCAUGUUCCACUUUUGGCCAGAUAUUGUGAAGCCCUUCAGUGGAUUUAUGGCCUUGCCGCUCCGCCAAAUCUAUUUGAUGACCUCCUUUCUUGGAACCAGACUUUAGUGGUCUCCCUCUUUAGUCCCAACCGUACCUUCGAGGCUCAUAUGAAUGACACCAAGGGAGAAGUCCUGGGUGCCCUGUCCCAUAUGGUAGUCGUGACAGAGCUAUUGUCUUCCUUGGGCCAGAAGCUUCUCGCCCUGGCCGGGCUUCUCCUCAUCCUUUUCAGCACCAGCCUCUUCAUGAAGCGGUUCCUGGGCCCUUGUGGCCGGAAGUAUGAGAAUGUCUACAUCACCAGGCAAUUCGUUCAGUUUGACGAAGAGCAGAGGCACCAACAGCGGCCCUGUGUCCUCCCUCUGAAUAGGAAGGAACGGAAGAAAUACAUCAUCAUCCCGUCUGUGCGGCUGAGUCCUAAAGAGAGGAAAAACCUGGGGCUCUUUUUCCUUCCCGUCCUGACCCAUCUCUACGUGUGGGUGCUGUUCGCAGCUGUGGAUUUUCUGCUGUUCCGACUCAUUUCCUCCAUGAACAAACAUCUCCAAAGCUUGCCAGGGCUUGAGGCUCACUUGAAACUUCGUGGAGAGCUUAAAAUUCUGGUGUCAGGAGCCUUCUACCCUAGAGUGGAGAGGGAGCGAAUACGAUACCUCCAUGCAAAGCUCCUCAAGAAAAGAGCAAAGCAGCCACCGGGAGAAGCUGAACGAAAACUGAGUCUGUACUUUAAAAAGGUCCAUUUCUGGCUUCCAGUCCUGAAACUGAUUAGGAAGAGACAUACGAACACUGCAAACGAAGAUUACCCGUGA